Messenger RNA from Parascedosporium putredinis, 588 nucleotides. The record is from the annotation of a GenBank genome assembly. NCBI's taxonomy places the organism in Eukaryota, Fungi, Ascomycota, Sordariomycetes, Microascales, Microascaceae.
AUGUCGAAGAGACUGUUUUUCGAAGAACUUUACGACCCCCAGAGCAGAGGCCUUGUACCAAACCUCGAUCUCGUGCUUGUCCAUGGCAUCGACGGUGACCCGGCUCUAUGCUUCGCUGAAAAUGAACGAGCCAACGAGGACUACGACUACAUUGCCUCGGCAACUCAGUGUAUUGUGUUCUUCGGUACGCCUCAUUUCACCUCCAAAGAGGAACAGAUCACGGCACUAGCCAAAAGCUUCCUCCCUCUCGACAAAACAACGCGUGGCAAAAGAGGAAAAGUCUCGCCUCUUGUGAAUUCGCUUAUCGAGGGGGCAAGUGAUCUUGCGGAUAUCAGCGAAGACUUUGUCGAGGUUGUCGCUAAAAUCCCCAUGGUUGUAAGCUUUUACGAAAGCUUGACCUGGCCUGGGGAGAGAUUCUGCAUUGUGGACCGCUCAAGAGCAGCGAUGAUGAUUAAAAACGAAGUGAGAGAGCCCGUGGAUGCCAAUCACGUCGAGAUGUGUCAGUUCAAGGACUCCAAGGAUCCCACCUUCAAGAGCCUCUCAGCGCUAUUCAAGAAAUGGAAAGCGAUGGAAACCCCCUUCAUUUGA